AUGAAUAGUGGAACUAGCGGAAUAUUGUUAAUAAAAAAUAUAGAAGAGAAAUCGUUAGAAUGCAGAGAAGGCAACGAAAUUCUUGUUCUAAAGUUGUGUGAUUUGUGUAACUGUAUUUAUCCUAUAUAUAAGAAAAUAUUUGGCGAUGGGAUUAUAGCAGAUAUGUUAAUAAAAGACUUGAAAAAUUCCUCAAGCAAAGUUCAAAAGGCCGUAGAGAAAAUUCCUGAAGAAAGUAAAUAUGUUUCAACAAUGUAUUCACACAAUUUAAAAAAGUAUCAAAAUUUGCAAAAAUUAAAAAGCGACAAAGAUAAUGGAAUAGUGAAUUUCCUAUGGAUGAAAAGAGCAAUCGAAUUUAUUGUAAUUUUUCUCGAAAAGUGCUAUGUGACAAAUAGUACAUCCAAAUUAAAUGUGUGUGCGAUGGACACGUAUGAUCAAGUCUUAAAAAAUUAUCAUGGUUAUGCAACAGGGAAAAUUGUUAAAUUGGCACUUAAAUUGUCACCAUCUCGGGAAGUUUUAACAGAAAGACUUGAAUUAGGAUCUGAUGAACAAGCAAAAGAUCACUUGCAGAAGUGUCUUUCUAUAAUAAAAUUGUUGAUAAGUGACAUUUCGAAAACAAUAGAACAAAAUGAUUGUAAUUUUACUGACAAAGUUUAA
Messenger RNA from Plasmodium gonderi, 654 nucleotides. RefSeq names its product glycolipid transfer protein. The record is from RefSeq and is a predicted model, not a curated record. NCBI's taxonomy places the organism in Eukaryota, Apicomplexa, Aconoidasida, Haemosporida, Plasmodiidae. The coding region runs from base 1 to 654 and encodes 217 amino acids. Gene Ontology annotation, biological process: intermembrane lipid transfer; ceramide transport. Gene Ontology annotation, molecular function: ceramide 1-phosphate binding; ceramide 1-phosphate transfer activity. Gene Ontology annotation, cellular component: cytosol; cytoplasm; membrane. The transcript has a single exon.